AUGAAGUUUAACCCCUUCGUGACCCUGGAUCGCAGUAAGAACUGCAAACGCCACUUUAGUGCUCUCUUGCACGUGCGCAGGAAGAUCAUGUCGUCCCCGCUGUCCAAGGAGCUGCUGCUGAAGUAUAACGUGCACUCCAUGCCCAUCCUCAAGGACGACGAGGUCCAGGUGGGCAUUCGCCCAAGCAAGGUGAUUAUCACAAGUCUCAAACUGGACAAAGAUGGGAAAAAAAUUCUUGAACACAAAGCCAAAUUGCGACAAGUUGGAAAAGAGAAAGGCAAAUAUAAGGAAGAACUUAUUGAGAAAAUGCAAGAAUGA
Molecule: messenger RNA, 318 nt
Organism: Chrysochloris asiatica (Cape golden mole)
Lineage: Eukaryota; Metazoa; Chordata; Mammalia; Afrosoricida; Chrysochloridae
Product: 60S ribosomal protein L26-like 1-like
Exons: 2
Coding region: 1-318 (105 amino acids)
Biological process (GO): ribosomal large subunit biogenesis; cytoplasmic translation
Cellular component (GO): cytosolic large ribosomal subunit
Molecular function (GO): RNA binding; structural constituent of ribosome
Source: RefSeq, a predicted model, not a curated record